Molecule: messenger RNA, 2019 nt
Organism: Pestalotiopsis fici W106-1
Lineage: Eukaryota; Fungi; Ascomycota; Sordariomycetes; Amphisphaeriales; Sporocadaceae
Exons: 4
Coding region: 1-2019 (672 amino acids)
Cellular component (GO): cytosol
Molecular function (GO): FMN binding; flavin adenine dinucleotide binding; NADPH-hemoprotein reductase activity
Source: RefSeq, a predicted model, not a curated record
AUGGCCAAUGAACAAGCCUCCAAUGGCGAGGUCCUGCCGACCGACGGCAGGAGAAUCCUCAUCUUAUAUGGCUCCGAGACAGGCAAUAGUCACGAUUUUGCUAUAGACCUGGAGACUAUGGCCGAGCGCCUGCGCUUCAGGGCAGAUGUGUUUGCCAUCGACACAAUCACUCUGAAAACUCUCACUCAGUACCCGCUCGUUAUUUUAGUCAUCUCUACGACUGGUCAAGGUGAGAUGCCAAAGAACUCGCGGCUCUUAUGGAAAAGACUCCUCUCCAAAAGAUUACCGCCAACAGUCUUUAAAAACGUUAAUUUCACAACGUUUGGCCUGGGAGAUAGCUCAUAUAGACAAUAUAAUUGGGCUGCCAGAAAAUUCCAUAAACGGCUGCUUCAGCUAGGAGCCUCUGAAUUUUAUCCUCGUGGUGAGGCAGAUGAACGACAUGAAGAUGGAAUAGAUGGCGCCUUUCUACCGUGGUUAAUCAGCCUGCGCUCCCACCUGUUAUCUGAGUGGCCUCUUCCCGAAGGCGUUUUGCCAAUCCCACAAGAUGUUCCUUUGCCACCAAAAGUCAUUCUCGAACGAGAUUCUGUGGCUGCUAAAGACAAAGUCUUUCAUAGAGACCACCUUGAAAACGUUGAUAGUAACGGACUUGAUUGCCAGACAUUACGUUUUGGCCAGCUUAGUGUGGCUGGCCAAAUGACCGAAGAGAAGGACACUUUCGUCGAAAACGGCGCCAAGAAGGACCAAGCAGAGGAGCCUUAUACUGGUGACAAAGCGAUGCUCAAUGAUCUACUUCCAAUUCCCGAGUCCUGGACAGCAACUGUCGAAUGUAACGAUCGACUUACCCCAGACGGCCAUUGGCAGGAUGUACGGCAACUCAAGUUGGAUGUACUGCCCCGAGCAGAGACCGAGGACAGAUUCUUGAACAAUGCUGGCGACAGUGUCGUUCUCUACCCAAGGAACUUCCCCGAGGACGUUCAGGCCUUGAUAGACCUGAUGAAUUGGAACGAUGUGGCCGACGAGCCGUUCAGACAUUACUUGCGAGGCGAUGGCGCCACUGCAGAGGAAUAUACACCCCCUAAUUGUUAUUCCGCCAAGAACAGUUCGUUACGUCAACUAUUGACAAACAAUUAUGACAUAACUGCCAUACCAAAACGAUCCUUCUUCGACUCUGUAAGGUUCUUUGCAUCAGACCCCAUGCAGAAGGAGAGACUUGAAGAAUUUUCGGAUCCCAAGUACAUCGACGAGUUUUACGAUUACACUACACGCCCUCGAAGAUCCAUCUUGGAGAUCUUGCAGGACUUUUUGUCCAUCAAAAUCUCAUAUCAGCACAUACCUUCCAUGUUUCCUCUCAUUCGAGGGCGCGAGUAUAGCAUUGCGAGUGCUGGUAAGCUUUCCCAGCCCGGUGGCGAAGCAUCCCCGGAGUACCACGUCGAGCUUCUCAUUGCACUGGUCAAGUACAAGACGGUUCUGCGAAAGACACGAAGGGGACUGUGUUCACGUUACGUUGAGUCCUUGCAGCCCGGAAGUCGUAUCAACAUUACACUGAACCGACGGGGCGGACCCUUUGUCUCCAACAAACAAAUCAUCGAGAGGCCUCUUCUCUGUAUCGCCACGGGUACAGGAGUAGCCCCCAUCCGCGCUGUAUUUUGGGAACGGGAGCAGGAGCGGGAAUCUUCUCAUGGCCCCAACCACUUGUUCUAUGGCUCGCGCAAUGAGAAGGCCGACUUCUUUUUCAAAGAUGAAUGGCCAAAGCUAGACGUCGAGGUCCACACGGCGUUCUCGCGAGAUCAAAAACAAAAAAUCUAUGUCCAAGAUGUCAUACGGACCCAGUGGGAACUCGUCUGCAGCUUGAUCAAAGCCCAGGCUACCAUCGCAGUAUGUGGAAGUUCGGGUGCGAUGCCCGAGGCCGUCAAGAAUGCCAUUGCCGAAGUCAUGGUUCGGGGUGGUGUCGUCGACCCAAAUGUUGACGCGUGGGACUAUCUUGUGCGCAACAACAUGGUCUGGGAGGAGGUAUGGUAA